Molecule: messenger RNA, 4967 nt
Organism: Schizosaccharomyces cryophilus OY26
Lineage: Eukaryota; Fungi; Ascomycota; Schizosaccharomycetes; Schizosaccharomycetales; Schizosaccharomycetaceae
Product: DNA topoisomerase II
Exons: 2
Coding region: 362-4846 (1494 amino acids)
Biological process (GO): sister chromatid segregation; resolution of meiotic recombination intermediates; DNA topological change
Cellular component (GO): nucleus
Molecular function (GO): DNA binding; DNA topoisomerase type II (double strand cut, ATP-hydrolyzing) activity; ATP binding
Source: RefSeq, a predicted model, not a curated record
CCUAUAUCAGUGUAUGGGUUUCAUUUAAAGGAGAUAUACAUUCUCCUAUCAUUUUACGAAAUAUUUAGAAUCUUUCUUUAUUAUAUUUUUUUAUAAUAAUUUCAAUUUAUACCCCAGUCGCUCUUUCUUAACUUUUAGUGAAGUGAAAACGCGUUUUAUUUUAUUUUGAUACUUCCUUUCGUUAUUUAUCCUCAAGUUAAAAGGUAAUUUCAUUAAAUUCGUUCGUUACAAUCCAAUUGUGUUGGAAACUCAUUAUUUUUGCACAUUUAUCUGUUAAAACUAUUUAAUUUUCCUUUUCGAUUUACACUACUUUCUUUUCGUUGUCUAGCUCCUUUGAACUUAAAGCUUACUAGUUUGCGAUAUGCCAUCAGACGAUGAAUUCGUGUUGUCCAACUCUGAAGAUGAAGUCGUUCCAACGACUACAAGAAAGAGAGCCACUUCUUCUCAAUCUCGUACCAACGAAGGCGCCGAAAAUGAUAGAAGUGCUUCGCCUUCUUCUUCUUCAAGUUCUGUACCUGCUACAGCAGAUGGAGGAGGUACUACGGUGAGAUCAAAUGCAUCCUCACAAUACCAGCGCCUAAGUCCGAGAGAGCACGUUCUCAGACGUCCUGAUACUUACGUUGGUAGUAUUGACCGUACAACUUCGAACAUGUGGGUGUACGAUUCCGAGAAUGAGAAACUUGAAUAUCGUGAAGUCACAUAUGUACCUGGUCUCUAUAAGAUCUUUGACGAAAUUAUCGUUAAUGCUGCUGAUAACAAGGUCCGCGAUCCAACCAUGAAUACCUUAAAAGUCACUAUAGAUCCUGGCUCCAAUGUAAUUUCCGUUUUCAACAACGGUAAAGGUAUUCCCGUCGAAAUCCACGAUAAAGAACAAAUUUAUAUCCCGGAGUUGAUUUUUGGUAAUCUUCUUACCUCCAGUAACUAUGAUGAUAAUCAAAGGAAAGUUACUGGUGGUAGAAACGGUUACGGUGCAAAACUCUGCAACAUCUUUUCUUCAGAAUUCACGGUGGAAACCGCCGAUAAAUUUCAAAUGAAAAAGUACAAACAGGUCUGGACAGAUAACAUGUCGAAGAAGCAAGAACCCAUCGUUACAAACAUGAAAAGACCCGAGGAAUAUACGAAAAUUACAUUUAAGCCAGAUUUGCAAAAGUUCGGUAUGACUGAAAUCGAUGCUGAUAUUGUUGCUAUCUUGAAACGUCGCGUCUAUGAUAUGGCAGGUACUGUUCGAGAUACUAAGGUAUUUCUAAACGAUGAGCGCCUGAAGAUUAGUGGAUUUAAAAAGUAUGUUGAUAUGUACUUGUCUUCAAGUACGUCCCCUGAUAGCGAAAGCCCUACAGUUGUAUAUGAACAAGUAAACGAUCGAUGGGAAGUUGCGUUUGCUAUAUCUGAUGAGGAAUUCAAUCAAGUUUCUUUUGUUAACAACAUUGCAACAAUUCGCGGAGGUACCCACGUCAACUAUAUUGCAGAUACUAUUGUGAAAGCUGUCAACGAGGAUGUGCAAAAAAAAAAUAAAGGUGCGCCAAUUCGUCCUUUUCAAAUUAAGAACUUCAUUCGCAUUUUUGUUAGUUGUCAGAUUGAAAAUCCUUCAUUUGACUCACAGACUAAGGAAACCCUCACUACUAAAGUGUCGAAUUUUGGUUCACAGUGCACGCCAAGUGCAAGCUUUAUGACUCGCGUCAAGAAAUCAGGAAUUAUAGAUAAAGUUCUAGAUUUAGCUCGCACAAAGGCUGAUAAACAGUUAAGCCAAACUGACAGUCGUGGCUCACGUUCUCGAAUUACUGGUUUACCCAAACUUGAAGAUGCCAACAAGGCCGGCUCUAAAGAGUCUCAUAAGUGUGUUUUAAUCUUGACUGAAGGUGAUUCCGCUCGUUCACAAGCCCUUUCUGGUUUAAGUGUCGUUGGUCGUGAUUAUUAUGGAAUUUUCCCGUUGAGAGGUAAGCUAUUAAAUGUCCGUGAAGCUUCGCAUACUCAAAUUAUGAAUAAUAAAGAAAUCCAAGCAAUUAAAAAAAUUAUGGGGCUUGUACACAAGAAAAACUAUACAGAUGCUAAAGAAUUACGAUACGGACAUUUGAUGAUUAUGACUGAUCAGGAUCCUGAUGGUUCUCAUAUUAAAGGUCUAAUUAUCAACUACUUGGAGUCUACUUACCCGUCAUUACUGAAAAUUCCUGGAUUUUUGAUACAAUUCAUUACACCAAUUGUUAAAUGUAAACGAAACAGACAAGAACUUCCUUUUUAUACCCUCCCAGAAUACGAAUAUUGGAAAGAAGCAAACAAUAAUGGUCGUGGUUGGGACAUUAAGUACUACAAGGGUUUGGGUACAAAUGAUGCCACCGAAAUGAAAAGCUAUUUUUCGGACCUUGAUCGUCACAUGAAGUAUUUUCAUGAAAUACAGGAUAAAGACAAAGGUUUAAUUGAAAUGGCGUUUGCCAAAAAGAAGGCCGAUAUGCGAAAAGAAUGGCUUCGUUCAUAUCAUCCCGGGAUUUUUAUGGAUUACACAGUUCCUCGAAUCCCAAUUGAUGAUUUUAUUAACAAGGAGCUUAUUCAAUUCAGUAUGGCAGAUAACAUCCGAUCAAUACCCUCCGUUGUAGACGGUUUGAAGCCUGGACAGCGCAAAGUUGUUUAUUACUGUUUGAAGAAGAACGUCACCCGUCAAACAAAGGUAAGUAGUCUAACAGGAUAUGUUAUGAGUGAGACUGCAUACCACCAUGGUGAUAAUUCUUUAACUCAGACAAUUGUCAACUUAGCUCAGAAUUUUGUCGGAAGUAACAACAUCAAUCUUUUGAUGCCUCAUGGUCAGUUUGGUACUCGUUUAGAAGGUGGUAAGGAUGCAUCAGCUCCAAGGUACCUUAACACUUGCCUUUCUCCUUUAGCUAGAAAACUAUUCAAAUCAGAAGAUGAUCCUUUGCUCAAUUAUCAGAAUGAAGAAGGGCAGUGGAUCGAGCCUGAUUACUACGUCCCAAUUUUGCCACUGGUACUCAUAAACGGUGCUGAAGGAAUCGGAACGGGUUGGUCUACUAACAUUCCAAAUUACAAUCCAAAAGAUAUUGCUGCUAACUUAAGACGACUUCUUAACAAUGAACCUUUGCUUGAAAUAUCUCCCUGGUAUCGCGGUUUUCGUGGCAGCAUAGAAAAAGUGACCCCUGACAGAUACAAAGUUAGUGGUAUAAUUAAUCAAAUAAGUGAAUCAAAAGUGGAAAUAACAGAAUUGCCAGUUCGAUUUUGGACUCAAGAUAUGAAGGAAUUCCUAGAAAUGGGUAUUGCUGGAAGUGAGAAAGUUAAACCGUUCAUUAAAGAUUACGAAGGCUAUCAUGGUGUGGGUAAUGUACACUUCCAAGUCACUCUCACAGAAAGCGGCAUGAGAGAAGCACAGGCAGAGUCCUUGGAAUCUAAAUUUAAAAUAGUCAGAUCCCAGGCUACCAGUAAUAUGAUGGCAUUUGAUCCUUCUGGAAGGAUUAAAAAAUACGAGACUGUUGAAGAAAUUUUAAGAGACUUUUAUGAAAUACGUUUGAGGACAUAUCAAAGACGAAAAGAGCUUUUGGUUGCUGACUUAGAACGUCGCUUUGACAUAUUUUCCAAUCAAGCGAGAUUUGUUCACAUGAUCAUCGAAAACGAGCUUGUAGUGUCAAAAAAGAAAAGGAGUGUCCUUGUAACUGAACUCCGCGAAAAAGGUUUUCAGCCUAUUUCCAAACCAAAUAAGGGCCGUGAGGCUGACAUGGAAGCUGAGCGUGCUAGAGAGAAUGGCGAAGAUUCUCCUGAAGCACUUGAAGAUUCUUCAAGUGACUUUAAUUAUCUUUUGUCUAUGGCAAUUUGGUCUUUAACGUACGAGAAAUAUCUGGAAUUGUUGAAGAAAAGAGACAAUGUUAUGGCAGAGCUUGACGCUUUAAUCAAGUUGACCCCUAAAGAUUUAUACUUGCAGGACUUAGAAGAAUUUGAAUUUACUUGGGACAAGGUGAUGGAAGAAAUAAACCAGAGCAUGUUGGACGAUGAAGAGUCAUCAAAUGGGUUUGUUGGGUCUACUAAACCUUCCACUACACGUAGACGGAAUACUGGUGUAAGAAAGAAAGUCAAGGCUGAAGAAACUGGUGAUAAUGGCAUAGAGUCUCUAUCUACAAGACACCCAUCAAAAUCAACUACCGCAAAGUCUACGAAAGUUAAAAAUGAAGAAAAAGAUGAACCCGUUUCGAAGACUCUCAAAGGAAAUCAGCAAACGCUAAGUUUUGCCAAGGAAAGUGGUUCAUCAUCAAAUAAGUUAUCACCAGAGGACGAAGGAAUUAAAACACCCUUUUCAAUUGCUAAAGGAAGAAGCAAAAAAGCAGGUUCCUCAAGCCUGUCGAGUGAAACUGAUGACAAUACAAAUAAGGGAAAGAAGCGCUCAUCUUCUGAUUCGCCAAGUGAUGAUGAGAACUCUCAGACUGUGAAGAGAACAGCGUCUCGACGUGGCCGACCUAAAGCAACUCAAACCAAGACAUUAUUUUCUUCCGAUGAUGAGGAAGAUUUACCUUCCGAAACCAUACCAGGCAAAUCUCAAACAAAGCUGAAAAGUCCGUUUGUCGAUAUUACGAAUGCAAAAGGGAACGCAUCGAAAGGAAAAACAACUUCAAUUAUUGACGAUGAGGAUUUCGACGAUUUGCCAGACAGUUCUACACCUAAGCCGAAGAAGACCGACACGAAUGAAAAAGUAAGCGCUUCAGAGUCUCCGAGUAGGCCUCGUAGGACAGCUACCCGACGUGCGGCUUCUACAAAAAACCCCAUUUAUAUAGAUUCUUCCAUGGAUGAAUCCAGUUUUAAAGACGACUCAUUCAUGAUCGGAGAUAAUGAAGACGAUGAUUACGAAGACGAUGUAUGAGCAUCACUCAUUUUUUAGGAAUGAGAAGCAUCACUUUUUUAUUACUUAUCACUACUUAUAUUAGAUAGAUCUUCUUAUAGAAGUAUGCAUAUUAUUAUCAACUGCUCAUAUAAGAAAUAAG